AUGGUUUUAUCCUUCUCCGGCAGCAGCAGCAACGGGAUACCCAUACCGUCAUCCUCUACAACUUCACCCACCUCUCCAAGAGGAAUACCUUCCAACACCAUCACUUCCUCACCCAACAACAAUAACUCUAGCCCAAUUCCCAUUCCCAACUCGAGUAAUUCUCUCUUCACUAAACGAAAAACAUCUAAUGCCAAAUAUAAGCCAUCCAAUCUUAGUAUUUCAUCAGUGCGGGACGGCAAGGUUUCAAGAACACCCAAACAAUUUGAAAUUCCGCAAGAAUUCUACAUGUAUUCAUCAUCAGUGCCGAAUCCAACCACUUCACGACCUUCUUCAGUUUCUUCAUCAUCCAUGAUGUAUGGCAUGUCAGCAGAUGAGUCAUCAUCAUCCCAUCAACAACCUCCUCAACAUCAUCACCAUUCUAGUAAAUCUCUCUCGUUUGCUAACAUGAACCGUCAUCAGCAAGAUUUACCAUUCUCUCCUCCUUCCACCUCAUCAGCCAUGAUGAUCAACACAUCAACCAUUUCAAGAGGACAACACGGAAUGCAUUCGGUUUCCUCCUCCUUUUCAAACUCGUCAUCUUUAUAUGCCACUCCUCACUCUGCUUCGUCGUCUGGUUUUCAUCAUCCUCAUCAACACCACCAUCACUCAUUUUCUCAACAACAUUUUCCACCCAGUUCGUUGGGACAUAAUCACUACACUUCAGGCUAUUUCAAUCCUCACAGUUAUGGUGAUAGCAGUAGUGUUUGUUAUUCACUGAGCAGUAGUGUGGAUUCUACAUGUUCGUUUGCAAGUCAAUGUUGCAGUCCCAACGGAGGGUCGUUCAUUCCCUAUGACAAAUUAAACAGAAAAUUUAGAAAAAUUAAACCAUUGGGAGAGGGUUCAUCGAGCACAGUUUCGCUGGUACAACAAGAGAGCACUGGUCUGCACUUUGCUGAGAAGAUUAUUGAACAUUAUGAAGAACGAGAAUCCAUUGUAAAGAAUGAAGUUAAAUUUCUGUCCAUUUGCAAACCAUGUCCAAACGUUGUGACGCUUUAUGACUGCUUUCAGAAAGGCAAUUCUAUACACUUAAUUUUAGAAUACAUGGAAGGAAAUUCGAUAGAUAUCAUUGCUAAAAAAUACAGUAAACUGUCAAGAAAGCAACGACAAGCAAUUGAGGAAGAUUUGGACGCACCCUUACCAGCACAUCUCUCACCAAUGACCUAUGAAGAUUGCGGUGACUCAGAAUUAAUUACUUAUGACGACGAUUUGGAUGACUUGAAUGGAAACGAUAUCAUGGAAGAUGAAAUGUUUCCCAUGACAGAUGUGAAUAGUAAGGCAGAUAAACAAUCAAAGAGACAUUCUUCCACUCGCAGAAGGCUAUUCGCAGAAGAUACUACAGAUAGCGCUAAAAACAGUGCUAGUGACCGCAGCCGAGGCAUUCCUGAAGAGAUUCUGGGAUUAAUGGUUGUUCAAGUUAUAAGAGCACUUUGCUUCUUGGAUGAACAUAACGUGAUUCACUCCGACAUUAAGCCCAGUAACAUUCUUCUAAACAAGAGAGGCGAGGUAAAAUUGACAGAUUUUGGACUUUCAACCUACGCAGACGUUGCACACAAUAGACUAGGAUCAUUUGCCUACAUGAGUCCAGAGAAGUUACAACACGGAAAGCAUAGUCACAAAUCUGACGUAUAUUCGUUGGGCGUUUCCAUAUUGGAAUUAUCGAAAUGCAAAUUCCCAUUUUCCGAAAGUGGUUUUCACAUGCACGAGAUUCAAACCCUUGAUGUGGAAAAAUUUGUUGGAGAUUCACAUUCAUAUGAUUUUAAAGAUUUUGUGAAGAAGUGUAUUCAAAUUGAUCCUUCUUCCAGACUUUGUGCUUCUGAAUUAUUGCAACACGAAUGGAUGCAACCUUUCAAGAAUUUAGAUAAUGACAUUGUUUGUUCCAAGAUUGCAAAUUGGUACAAUAAAUUGUUUGCUUGA
Naegleria lovaniensis is the source of this 1953-nucleotide messenger RNA. RefSeq lists its product as uncharacterized. Gene Ontology annotation, molecular function: MAP kinase kinase activity; ATP binding. Gene Ontology annotation, biological process: protein phosphorylation; MAPK cascade. The record is from RefSeq and is a predicted model, not a curated record. The coding region runs from base 1 to 1953 and encodes 650 amino acids. Lineage: Eukaryota; Heterolobosea; Eutetramitea; Acrasida; Naegleriidae. The transcript has a single exon.